Molecule: messenger RNA, 4958 nt
Organism: Siniperca chuatsi (mandarin fish)
Lineage: Eukaryota; Metazoa; Chordata; Actinopteri; Centrarchiformes; Sinipercidae
Product: complement C3-like
Cellular component (GO): extracellular region
Molecular function (GO): protein binding; endopeptidase inhibitor activity
Source: RefSeq, a predicted model, not a curated record
AACUGGGCAGUGUCAGAUGUACUGUAUAUGUGCUUUCAUUGCAAGCUAAAUAGAAAAAAUCUAACUUCACUCCCCUGUCAAGCAGAUAAAAGGAGAGGAGAGGAGUUACAGAGCUAGAGUCUACAUUGACAGUAGAUAUGGGAUCAGGUAGGAGGAUGUGUCGGACCCAGCUGUGGCUGCUGGCCUUUCUGGCCUUUUCCUCUGUGAAUUCUCUGGCUGAUGUGUCUCCAUUGAAGGUGAUGUCUGCCCCCAACUUGUUGCGAGUAGGAACAGCCGAAAACAUUUUUGUGGAGUGUCAAGACUGCACCAACGAAAACAUUACGGUCGAAAUCAUCGUAAUGAACCAUCCAACCAAAACCAAAAGGCUGACAUCUACAUCUGUGACCCUUACUAAGGCGAAAAAAUUCCAGGACCUUGGACGAAUUAUGAUCCCUGCUGGUGAUUUCAGUAAUGAUCCCAACAAGAAGCAGUACGUGUACCUGCAAGCUCAGUUCCGUGAUGUAGAGCUGGAGAAAGUCGUCUUAGUGUCCUUCCAGUCUGGCUACAUCUUCAUCCAGACUGAUAAGACCAUCUACACCCCCAACAAUAAAGUCAAUUACCGGAUGUUUGCAGUGACCCCUGGCAUGGAGCCCGUGGAGAGGAAUGAUGAAACCAAAAUUGAUGCUUCUGUUGUCACUGAGAUUGUGACCCCUGAUGGCAUAAUUUUGCCACUUGAUCAAGUCUCUCUGGAAUCAGGGAUCUACUCUGGGGCUUACCAGCUCAGUGAAAUUGUCAAUCCCGGACUGUGGAAGAUAGCUGCAAAGUUUCACAGCAACCCACAGCAGAGCUUUUCUGCAGAGUUUGAGGUCAAAGAAUACGUGCUGCCUAGUUUUGAGGUGAAUCUGAUGCUUAAGAACCUCUUCUUCCAUGUGGACGACCAAGAGCUCGCCGUCAACAUUAAAGCUACGUAUCUAUUUGGUGAAGAGGUGGAUGGCGUGGCCUACGGAGUAUUUGGGGUUAUGUAUGAGGGUCAAAAAAAGAGCUUUCCCAGCUCUCUUCAGAGAGUGCAGAUCGAGAGAGGUAAAGGAGUGGUCACACUGAUGAAAGAGCACAUCACACAGACCUUCCCAGAAAUCCUCAAACUGGUGGGGAGUUCCAUAUACCUAUCUGUCAGUGUGCUGACGGAGAGCGGUAGUGAAAUGGUGGAGGCAGAGUUGAGAGGUAUCCAGAUUGUCACAUCACCUUACACCAUCCACUUCCAGAGAACGCCCAAAUAUUUCAAACCAGGAAUGGUCUUUGAUGUUGUGAUUGAAGUUGUAAAUCCUGAUGGCACUCCAGCACAACAUAUUGUAGUGGUUGUGCAUCCAGGCAAGGAGCAGGCCCUCACUGCUGCCAAUGGCAUGGCAAGGCUUUCCAUCAAUACAAACAAAACGGUUGAACCACUGACAAUUACCGCAAAGACCAAUGUUCCUAGUAUCAACCAAGCAUCAGCCACGAUGACAGCUCUCCCAUAUACCACCAAAAGCAACAGUUACAUCCACAUAGGAGUGGAUACAUCUGAAGUAAAACUAGGAGACAAUCUGAAGAUCAAUCUCAACCUCAAUAAGCGAGAAUGCACUUACCCGGCAAGAGCACUGACAUCCACAACAGUCAUCGUUACCAAAGAAAUGCUGCCAUCGUUCCGCAUCAUAGCCUACUACUUUACAAAUGACAACGAAGUGGUAUCAGACUCUGUUUGGGUGGAUGUCGAGGACUCCUGCAUGGGCUCGUUGAAGCUGGAAUCAUCAAGACCUGUUCCAUCCUAUGAGCCUGGCAAGGUGUUUAAUCUGAAGGUCACAGGAGAUCCAGGUGCCACAGUGGGACUGGUGGCAGUUGACAAAGGUGUUUACGUCCUAAACAACAAGCACCGUCUCUCCCAGAAAAAGGUAUGGGAUAUAGUGGAGAAGUACGAUACAGGCUGCACACCUGGUGGAGGAAAGGACGGCAUGAGUGUGUUUUACGAUGCUGGGCUGUUGUUUGAGUCCAACAGGGCUCCCGGGACCCCCUACAGACAAGAAUUGAAAUGUCCGGCUCCCAGCAGGAGGAAACGAGCCAGCACUAUACUGGACAUCAGAACCAGCUUAGUGAGUCAAUAUAGAGAAAAAAAGCAACGUGACUGUUGUUUGGAUGGCAUGAGGGACACCCCCCUUUCAUAUAACUGUGAGAGGCGCAGCGAGUACAUCGUGGACGGUCCAGCCUGUGUUGAGGCCUUCCUGCACUGCUGCAAAGAGCUGGAAAGCCAGCGAGCUGAGAGAAAGCAUGACAGCCUCCUACUGGCGCGCAGUGAGAAAGAUGAGAGUUACAUGGACAGCGAUAAAAUUACUUCUCGCACCAUGUUCCCUGAAAGUUGGCUGUGGACAGAUAUCAAACUGCCUGCUUGCCUUCGACAAACACCGAACUGUGACACCACAUCAAAGGAGACAGGAUUUCCUUUGAAAGACUCUAUCACAACCUGGCUGUUCACUGGCAUCAGCCUUUCAAGAACUCACGGUAUCUGUGUUGGCAAACCAUUAGAGGCAAUUGUGCGGAAGAACUUCUUCAUUGAUCUCAGGCUGCCAUACUCUGCUGUCCGUGGAGAACAGCUGGAAAUUAAGGCAAUCCUCCACAACUACAGUCCUGAUCCUAUUACCGUGCGCGUGGAACUGAUUGAGAAGCAGCAUGUGUGCAGUUCAGCCUCUAGGCGUGGGAGGUAUCGUCAGGAGGUUAAAGUUGGGCCCCAAACUACACGAUCUGUACACUUUGGCGUUAUUCCCAUGAAGGAAGGGCAACUCCACAUUGAGGUCAAAGCAGCUGUUAAAGACUCGUCGCUCAAUGAUGGAAUCAAGAAGAAUCUGCUGGUGGUGCCUGAAGGCAUACUGACAAAAUCUUUAAAGCAUAUAACCCUUGACCCUGCAAAGAAAGGUGUAGAUGGCAAACAAGAGGAAAUUAUGAGGACUGAAAUUCCUGAGGCAGAUUUGGUUCCAAACACACCUACUAGGAUGUACAUAUCUGUGACAGGAAGAGAGCAGAUAAGUGCACUGGUAGAAAACGCCAUUAGUGGGAACUCUAUGGGUACUCUGAUCAAAGCGCCCUCAGGCUGUGGAGAGCAGAACAUGAUCAGCAUGACCCUGCCUGUCAUUGCAACCAUGUAUUUGGACAAAACUGACCAGUGGGAACCUGUAGGCUUUGAGAAACGUAAAGAUGCCCUCCAACACAUCACAACUGGAUACCAGAAUGAGCUUACCUACCGUAAAAAUGAUGGGUCUUUUGCUGUGUUCCCGAAUCAUAAGAGUAGCACCUGGUUGACAGCCUAUGUUACCAAGGUGUUUGCCAUGGCCUAUAAUCUGGUGGAAGUGCAAAAAAAAGUGAUCUGUGAAGCCAUCAAGUUUCUGAUUUUCGAAACACAGCAAACUGACGGCUCAUUUAGAGAAGUUGGAACGAUUAUCCACGGAGAAAUGAUUGGUGAUGUGCAUGGCACAGAUUCAAAUGCCUCCAUGACAGCCUUCUGCCUUAUUACCAUGCAGGAGUCGCACACAAUAUGUAAUACCACUGAGGAUGCUUUUGAGGAUGCCAAACCUGUUGUCAGAUGGUUCAACCAACAGCGGAUCGAUGGCAGAGGCUAUGGAUCAACUCAAGCUACUAUAAUGGUGUACCAGGCAAUAGCUGAGUACUGGGCCAGUGCUAAUGAAGAGGAGUAUGAUGUGAAAGUGGACAUUGUGUUUCCUGAAAGGACAAAACCUGAUAAGUUCCACUUCAACAAAGAGAACCACUAUACCACUAGAACAUCUAAGAUGGUGUCGUUGUAUUACGCUCUGCCUAAAGAAAAGAAAAGCAGCUGUCAGAAGUUCAACCUGUCUGUGCAGCUCAACCCAGUGAAAAUGGAUGAGGAUGAGAAGAUAUACAAGCUGAGAAUAGAGGUUUUGUAUAUGGACAAGGAGCAUGAUGCAACCAUGUCAAUCUUGGAUAUUGGCUUGUUAACUGGCUUCACCCCUAACACAGAUGAUCUGAACUUAUUGUCUAAAGGACAUGCCCGUACCAUUUCAAGGUAUGAGAUGAACAAAUUCCUGUCAGAAAAAGGCUCACUCAUCAUUUACCUGGAUAAGGUUUCUCACAAGCGACCAGAGGAGAUCUCUUUUAGGAUCCGUCAGACGCUGAAAGUGGGCGUCUUACAACCAGCUGCUGUGUCUGUCUAUGAAUACUACAACCAUCAACACAAUAACCAGACACCUUGUGUAAAGUUCUACCACCCAGAGAGGAGAGGUGGAGAGCUACUGAGACUCUGUACAAAUGACGAAUGCACAUGUGCUGAAGAGAACUGCAGUAUGCAGAAGAAAGAAAAAAUCAGCAAUGAUGAGCGCACAGCUAAAGCCUGUGAGACCGCAGUGAACAGCAAAAUAGAAUUUGUGUACAAAGUGAGACUGGAAAAUUUUACAGACAACUUGUCCACUGAUAUUUACACAAUGCGGGUUGUGGAAGUCAUCAAAGAAGGGGGUUAUGAUGCGUGUCAAUGGAGGCCAGGGGAAGUCAAGAGUGAUAAAAUCUGUGACGAGGGUCCUCAGGGUAAACUGCGUCGAUUCCUCAGUUAUCGGCACUGCAGGGUGGCUUUAGAUCUGAAAAUAGGCAAAACCUACCUGAUCAUGGGCAUGGCCAAAGAUAUUCACAUAGACAAGGAGAAACAAUCGUAUCAGUAUGUACUCGGUGAGAGAACCUGGAUCGAGUACUGGCCCACAGAAGCAGAGUGUCAGACUGACGAGCACAGGCCUGCCUGUUUGGGCAUGGAGGAGCUGGUGGAGCAGUACACCAUCUUUGGAUGUCUGCACUAGUGAAAACUAAAAGAAAUACAUUUGUUGGAUUGCUUUAUUUUUGCAAUACUCUCAUGUCAAACUUUGACUGCUAUGAGAUACAAGUUAUGCAAAAGUCACAAUGAUACAUCCAGCUGAAUAAAAUGUUAUGAUCUUUUA